This is a messenger RNA of Oncorhynchus masou masou (cherry salmon), 5786 nucleotides long. Its product is annotated as endothelial cell-selective adhesion molecule-like. Gene Ontology annotation, molecular function: cell-cell adhesion mediator activity. The record is from RefSeq and is a predicted model, not a curated record. Gene Ontology annotation, biological process: homophilic cell-cell adhesion. Lineage: Eukaryota; Metazoa; Chordata; Actinopteri; Salmoniformes; Salmonidae. The coding region runs from base 341 to 1657 and encodes 438 amino acids. The transcript is spliced from 7 exons. Gene Ontology annotation, cellular component: plasma membrane; adherens junction.
GUGGCAGGGCAGAGCUUUCUCAUGAUGACAACCAUUUUAUCCAAAUAUUCAAUGUCCCAAAGCGUAAAAGGGAAAGUUGACGAAGACAUUUUUGUAGGCUUGACCACUUGCCGAAGUCGUUCACUGGAACAAUUCCUCGCGCCAGAUGCUGAACGCCAAACGCGAGUCUGUCACGUCAACUGCCGCUGAGGUCACAUUGCCUACUGUAAACGCGCUACCAAAAUUGAAAGACUUCACAUUACCCAAAGUGAAAUUGCGCACUGAUAACGGGAAGACCGUAUACGUUACGAUUGGAAACAGAGAUUGUGGGGUGACCGAAAGCGCAUACUGAACUGUGGAGAUGUAUACUUUGCGGAAAUUUGGCACCUUACUGUCACUUCCAUUUCUCUUGUAUUUUCCAGGUGUGCUGGCCCAGAUCCAGAUGCCCCAGAGUAUCAUGAAGGUGAUCGAAGGUCAGAAGGUGGUGCUGCAGGCCUGGUACAGCACCAGCUACAGCAUCGGCAAGAACACCGUCCUCUGGAACUUUGUAGCCAAUAACUCUCAACUGAUAAUCUCCUACACCCUAGACUCAAUUAGUUUAGGGAGCCCGCAGUUUGAGGAGCGAGUGGGCUUCACAGCCACCAUGCCCUCUGCCAACCUGUCUCUGUACAUCAACAACACGAAGGAGUCAGACUCGGGACGCUACUUCUGCCAGGUCAUCAUCCCCGGGGCCCAGGGCUUGACGGGGGAACUUAUCCUCGACGUCAUUGUCCCUCCUGCUGUACCAGAGUGCACUCUGUCGGGGAAGCCAGUUCUGAAAGGCAACGUCACGCUGAGCUGCAAGUCCAAGUCAGGCAAGCCCAUUCCCAUGUACAAGUGGCAGAAGACCAGCCCCACAUCUGAAGUCUUCUUCUCUCCCAUGCUCAAUGAGAAGACAGGCACCCUGAAGCUGAGCAACCUGAGCAGCAACAUGUCGGGGAAGUAUGUGUGUUUGGCCAGCAACACGGCCGGCACAAAGAGAUGCUACAUCAACCUGGAGGUCAUCACCUCGACCAACGCAGGGAUGAUUGCUGGGGCCACGGUGGGCUCGGUGCUGGGCUUAAUCUUCAUCAUCCUCUUCCUCGUUGGUCUCCUGAGGAGAAGGAGAGACUCUGAGGAGGACCUGGCCAAUGACAUCAAGGAGGAUGCUCAGGCGCCCAAGCGCGUCUCGUGGGCCAAGAGCGGCCGCUCUGGCUCGAACGUGGUCUCCAAAAAUGGCACACUCUCCUCCAUCACCACCGCCAACAGGCCCCACCAGAGGGAGCCCUCUUCCCAGCUAUAUCCCCACCGCCCUCCCUCUGACACCACCUCCAUCAUCACUGCCACAGGCAGCGUCUCUGGCUACCGCCUCGGGCCGCACGAUGGAGCCUCCACACCCACCCAUGGCCACGCCCUGCCGGGCUACAGCUACAACACUGAUACAACCCUGACCCGCGGACAACUGUCUAAUUCUGCAGCACCCAGUGACAACGUUAGUCCCAGAACCCAGCACCCACAGAGCUAUACCCAGCCCCAGACAGCACGUCCAGCCCCGCGCCCGCCACCUCUGCCCACUAUCGUGACCGCGUCCAACAUUUCCCGCAUGGGAGGGGUUCCCAUCAUGGUGCCAGCUCAGAACCAGGCCGGCUCGCUGGUGUAGUGCCAGUCUGUCAUGGUGCAGUGUCCCUUUACCCUUCAACUGUACUUACUCACAUAGAUUUCAAAAGGAAAAGAUUCAAAUGCCACAAAGAUAUAGCUAACUCGAGGAUUAAAGCUUGAAUUGGCCAUCGAAGAUGGAGCGUUUGACCUGCUCAAAAUGCAGUGAGAUCAUUGGUAAGACCUUAAGAGAUGGACUGUGUUGCUACACAGGGCUAAUUUAUUUAAUGAAGUAUACAGAAGUACAUUUUAUUAAAAUGUUUUUGGUUCUCCAUAUGUAUACAAAAUAUGUACAGAUCUGGAUUUCAUACAUUUGGGAAGUAUUUCGUAUUUUUUCUAUUGCACAUUCAAUCAGUGUAUUUUUUUACAACAUUUUCCAAUGCAACUAUUUAAGUCAUCGAUCUUUCUCUGACAAGAUUGUAUUCACUCUAUCACGUCCUAUCAAGGCCAUUGUAUGAUGUGACUUUCAAAACGGGGACUUAACAAGAUGUCAUGGUGCUGGUGCUAGAUCCCCUGAUUUUACUUAUUUGUGCAUUCCUGCAGAUGGAUAUGACAAUUUAGAUUAGGAAGGACCAAAUUAGUUUGAAGAACAGCAUAUUAUUCAUUUUAUUCUAUCUAUUUUAACUUCUCAAAUGAGUGUAAAAAAAAUAUGGUGGACUACUGCUGAAUACCUGCGUAGCAUCAUGCAGUUAGUUAAGAGAAGAAACUGACUGGGCAUACUAGAUUGAACAUUUGCUACUAGAUUUUCUAAAUGCAAAGUACACUUUUUGCCUUUUCAUGUUCCUUGUUUCAAACUUCACGACAAUUCUCUUUAGACACAGCUCUUAAAACGUAUGUCUUUUACCACAUAGGAAUAGCUUUUCAUGUUAAGUCAAAUACAUGCCGACAAGUUAAUUGAUGGAUAUAGACCCAAAUGUCAUCAUAUCAAAUGAGUAAGAUGAGGCACUUGUUUGAAAUGGAGGAGGAGGUGUGAUGGUGUGGGGGUGCUUUGCUGGUGACACCGUCUGUGAUUUUAUUUAGAAUUCAAGGCACACUUAACCAGCAUGGCUACCAUAACAUUCUGCAGCGGUACACCAUCCCAUCUUGUUUGCGCUUAGUCCCACUAUCAUUUGUUUUUCAACAGGACAAUGACCCAAAACACACCUCCAAGCUGUGUAAGGGCUAUUUGACAAAGGAGAGUGAUGGAGUGCUGCAUCAGAUGACCUGGCCUCCACAAUCACCCGACCUCCACCUAAUUGAGAUGGUUUAGAUGAGUUAGACCACAGAGUGAAGGAAAUGCAGCCAACAAGUGCUCUGCAUAUGUGGGAACUCCUUCAAGACUGUUGGAAAAGCAUUCCUCAUGAAGCUGGUUGAGAAAAUGCCAAGAGCGUGCAAUGUGAUCAAGGCAAAGGGUGGCUAUUUUGAAGAAUCGAAAAUACAAGAUGUUUAACACAUUUUUUUUUGGUUAAAGGAUUCCAUAUGUUAUUUCAUAGUGUUGAUAUCUUCACUAUUAUUCUACAAUGUAGAAAAUAGUAAAAAUAAAGAAAAACCCUUGAAUGAGUAGGUGUCCAAACUUUUGACUGAUACUGUAUAUUUCCGGAUGUUGUGUAUCCCUGGGGUAAGUUAAGCUGCGGGACAGGGUACAUUAAUCCGCAUACAAAGUUGUGUACUUAAUGAAAUAUCACAACAACCUUUUUAAAUCCAUAUCUAUCUUUAUUACUCAAACUAAAUUCAACACAAUCACAAUAGCGUUGUUUUAUUUUAAUCUUUUAUCACGGACUUAACACCUAACAAACUUUGUACUGUCACCUCAUAUCCCAAUGAUAAUGCCUUGCUUUGCACCUCGGAAGGAGACACUUAAACUUUCCAUUGGAUCAACUUACCCCAAUGCAAACAUUUUGACUAAAUUAGCCCACACUGCUUCAAGGAUGCACUUUCAUGCUAAGUUUAGGAUCUCAUAUUGAAGAUUAUAGAGACUCCAGCUGAUUUAUAGAACAAUAUAAAAAUGACAUACUAUGGUUUCGAUACAAGAAUUAUGACCCCUCUAACACAAUAAAUUGGACCCAACUUAUCAUUUGUUCCAUGUGGUUUCUUCAGACUCCAUGAAAUAAUGACCUCUUAAAUAUUUGGUCAAAUGGUAUAUGUUGUGUAUGAUCAACGUUGGCUCAACUUACCGUACCCCUUUUCCUGAACAUUCAACUCUCCCGUAUUGUUCAACGAUGAUUAGGUUCAGCUUUGUAGAUAUUAUUGACUGCUACCAACCUGACCUUGCAAUUCGAUUUAAUAAAGGGAUUUGGCUAUGUCACUGAUCAAACUACCCUCGAGUCAAUCUGGUGUUAUUUGAUGCCAUUUACUUUUGCAAUACUCCACUGUCCAGUUUUUACUCUCUUGAUUGAUGUAUUCAGACAUGUUUGUGUAGCAAGGUAAUGUUGUUCCCCUAGGACCUAGGUUAUGAACAAGACUUGUUAGCGAUCCAAGAAACUAAAUAUUGCACUUAAGACUACCUUUUUAAAUGUGAAAAGUUGGAGGUUUGUGUCACUUUAAAUUGGUGGCCUGGUUCGUGUUAAUGGCUGGAUUGAGAUUAAUGCAUUUUCAAUGAAGCAUGUAAUUUUUGCUUCUAACCCUACCCUCAACAUCAACCUCUGUCACUUGAGAGUAUAUAUUGUCAGUAAACUGGAGCAGAGAGAGACACUGUCUUGUGUCUGUUUUUAUGAGCACAGAACGUCAGGCUUAGGGAGAAAAAGACACAUGCCAAAAAGGAUUGAGUGUUUGUGUGUGUGCUGUAACUUUGAGUAUGGAGACUUGCUCAGACUCAAAAUAAGUGUAUUAAUCAACGGCAAAUUAUUUUGUAUUAAAGGGAAAAUAUGAAUACUGGCCGUUUUUAUUUUGUGAUAUUGUAAUGUAUAUGCAUUGUAACACAGGAAUAGAAUUGAAUAAGAGAAAUUAAUUAUAUAAACGUUGAAUGUUACAGAAUAUUUUUUAAAUACUAGCUUAGUUUGAACUGAUAAUGGAACAGACACUGAUGGCCAAGAUGGUGCAUAUAUGCUCAACCAUAGACCACUAUGUGCAUGAGUUUCUUAUACUUAUGUAUAUGGAAAAUAAUUGUAUCAAUAGAUUGUGUGUAAUAAAACAUUUGUAUAAUUGAUAUAUUUUACCUCCUGGAGAAGCAUUACAAUUGUAUGAUCCAAUAAAAACAUCAAACAGGAAGAGUUAACAAAAUAUUGUAUGCAGAUCCCAGUUGUGUGAAGGCUUACAAAAUUAUGGCCGGAAUCUUGACAUUGAUGCACGAUUUUAUUAAUCGAAAGUGAGUCACUAUGUCACCACCCUGUGGCCUAAAUAACUUUGCAGUUUGUGUUCAUUGCAGAGGUUUUGAGUCCAGAACUAAUCAGUGUCUGGGGAAACAUACCUUCAUUGUGUUGCCUUGAUUUAGUCAGCAGAGAGGGGAGGGACAAAAAAGCACUUCUGGCACACAGUUUUAGGGUAGCAUGUUUAUUUGAACUUGUGAUUAGCAAUGUAGUAUUCUCCUACAUGGCUCAAAGGAACUCAUAAAAUGAGCCCAUCUCAUCAUUGACAAACUCCAUGAUAUAACUCCAUGUGGCAGAAUGGGGUGACACACUCUAUUCAUUAAAUAAAAGUAUAAAAUGAACAAAACAGUAUCAUGAUGACCUAUAUCAAAUAUAAGAUCACAGUAAAAAUAAAUUAUCAAAAGUGAAAAGAGCACUGGAUAUUCAAACAUCAUUGGCUGAAAUAACAAAAACAUUCAAAUAUACAGCACCUGUAAUAAGCUACAGUGCUACCAUGGCAGAAAAGCUAAAUGGCUUUUUUUAUUCAAAUGAGUUAAGUUUGUCGAAUAAUGAGAACUGUUCAGUCCAACUUUCCUUCAUGUAAGUGAAACCCAUCACUCCUCAAUAAUCUUAAAAAAACAUUUUUUAAACUUUACCCCUUUUUCUCCCCAAUUUCGUGGUAUCCAAUUGGUAGUUACAGUCUUGUCUCAUCGCUGCAACUCCCGUACGGACUGGGGAGAGGCGGAGGUCGAGAGCCGUGCGUCCUCCAAAACACCACCCUGCUAAGCCGCACUGCUUCUUGACACAAUGCCCAUUUAACCCGGGAAGCCAGCCGCACCAAUGGGUCGGAGGAAACACCGUACACCUGGC